Saprolegnia parasitica CBS 223.65 is the source of this 4094-nucleotide messenger RNA. RefSeq lists its product as hypothetical. Bases 40 to 4029 code for a protein of 1329 amino acids. The transcript has 5 exons. NCBI's taxonomy places the organism in Eukaryota, Oomycota, Saprolegniomycetes, Saprolegniales, Saprolegniaceae. The record is from RefSeq and is a predicted model, not a curated record. Gene Ontology annotation, cellular component: phosphatidylinositol 3-kinase complex; plasma membrane; cytoplasm. Gene Ontology annotation, biological process: phosphatidylinositol-3-phosphate biosynthetic process; phosphatidylinositol-mediated signaling; cell migration. Gene Ontology annotation, molecular function: 1-phosphatidylinositol-3-kinase activity; 1-phosphatidylinositol-4-phosphate 3-kinase activity.
CAAUAUUCGGCGGCGACCCUGGACACAGACGCAGAUAAGAUGAACAGCAGUCGGGGCUCGAUGGACUUCGCGGCCAUGGCGACCUCGGGGAAGCUGCCGGCCUUCGACGACCUCAACCCCUUCGCGCAGUACGGCAGCGGUGCCAAGGCUGCCGAGGCCGGCCGGUGGCAGCCCGUGCCCGGCCUCGUCCACUCGAAGGAGAGUCUCGCGCUGCGGCAGGCGGUCGGCGCGAUCCUCAAGGGCGUUCACGAAGAGGUCAAGGCCGAGACGCUCGAGAUCCGCGCCAACACGCCCGAGUACCGGCUCGAGAACGACGACUGGAUCGCGCACCGCAACAGCAACAAGGUGCUGCCGCAGACGCUCAAGACGGUCGCGCGCCUGCCCAUGAGCCUCCUCAUCACCAACCCCAACCACGUCGGUGUCGACAAGGAGAAGCUCAACGUCGCUGGCUGGCUCAAGAAGAAGGGCGAGAAAAACACGGCCAUGAAGAAGCGCUACAUGGAGCUCGAGAACAAGGUGCUCACGUACUACAAAAAGAAGCCCGAGCACCGCGGCCGGCCGCUCUCGCGCGAAGAGAAGGUCCCUCUCAUGCAGGGCAAGAUCGAGCUCGACAAGGUCUCGUCGGUCCAGCCGACCACGAUCAAGGGCGUGACCGUCAAGUGGGGCAUCGAUCUCGUCACGACGAACCGGACGUGGGUGCUGCAGGCCGAGUCCGAAGACGAGUACCAGAUGUGGGUCCAUGCGCUUUGCCACUCGGUGCGCUUUCACUGCGUCAACCUUAUCUACCGGCGCAUGCUCCAGCUCGCCGAGGUGUCGGCGUCCGCCGAGAACGAAGUCCGUCUCGUGAUCCUCCCGUCCUACACGGUCCAGGAGUCGGUCGAACACAUCUUCAACUGCUACAAGCUCAUGCUGGACGCAGCGCCGUUGCAUCCGUACGACCCGAAGGAGUACGUGCUCAAGUUUACCGGGUACCGCGACUACAUGAUCGAUCCGUUCCGCGAAGUCAGCAACUACCAGCACGUGCGCGAGUGCCUAAUCACGAAGAAGACUCUCUGCCUCACGCUCGUGCACCAGAGCAAGAUCAAGGAAGCGCUCCAGCGCGGCCUGAGCAUGCGCCCGGCGUCCGGGCUCAUCUACAACGAAGCCGUGUGCCGGCCGGCGCCGUCGUCGUCGGGUGCGAGCCGCAACAAGUUCAACUUUACGACGCUUGGCAACGACUGGCAGACUUCCAGCGACGUUGACAACAACGCCGACAGCCAGUUUACGACUGGAAAGAGCUGCCACUACCGCGAGCCGCUCCGCUUUUGCAUCAACCGUGUGCUCAACAUCCCUCGCUACACGACGCACCUCCGCCGGACGGCCCACGACAUGGCGCCGGAGCAGCGGCCGCUCCUCUUCACCAAUGGCAUUGUGACCAUCGAGCUCUACAACGGCGGCAAGCUCCUCGAAAAUGUGGUUGAGACCACCGACGUGCGCAUGAAGGCGCAGAUGGACGACGGUCUCAUCGCGGUCUGGACCGAGCCCAAGUGGUACAAGACCAAGUUGCGUCUGUACGAGAUUCCUCGCACGGCGCGCCUCGUCUUUACGCUCUAUGGUGUCCGGAAGGGCCUCGGCGGCGUCGUCUCCAACAACAGCGACGGCAACGACCGCGAACGCAUCCUCACGACGGGCCUUAACGUGUUUGACGUCGAGGGCCUCAUCGCGCAGGGCGACCAGUACAUGCAGAUGCUCGACAACUUGCAUACGAGCCACCACGGUCCGGUGCCGCACGUCAUUGACCCGGCCAAGCCCAUUAUCCACGUGUCGCUCUCGUCGUUCCAUGCCGACAUUGUAUUUGAUUGGUCGGCGGGCAACGCGUCGAACGCAGCGACCGAACAAUUCUCGUCCAGCACCAACGGCUCCCGCAGCGAGACGCUCGAAAAGUCGGGCUGGCUCAAGAAGACGGGCAAGAGCCACACGCUGACCGCGUGGCAGAACCGGUGGUUCACGCUGUCGCAGACGACGCACUCGCUCUCGUACGCCGAAGACGUCAAUGCGCCGGCCAAGCACACGAUCGACCUCCUUGGUGCCAACGUCAUGAUCGCCGACGAGCUCAACGAGCGCUACACGACGUUUGCGGUCUCGAAGGGCACGCGCAAAGAGCAGAGCACGUGGGUCUUUAAGCUCCGAGCGGCCGAGAGCUCGCGCGAGUUCAUCUUGUGCGCCAACACACGCCAAGAGCGGGAAGAGUGGCUCAUGGCCAUCAAGAUGGUAGCGUCGGGUGAGACGCUCUCGGACGACGAGGAUGACAACGACAGCUUCAACCUGGGCAACCAGUACGACAACGACUUCAGCCGACUGACCUUGGACCCGGGUGCCGCGGAUCGCAGCACGAUCCUGCACGGCUACUCGAUGAACCUCAUGUCGGAGCGCGGCCGUGUCAUGAGCGGGCGCCAAUCGUCGCUCAACAGCAGCGUCUUCUCGGACGGCGGCACAAAAGCGCUCGACGACCUCCGCGAGACGAUCCGGCGGGACCCGCUCUACCGCCUCUCGUCGUUCCAGAAGGCCAUCAUGUGGAAGAACCGAGCCGACUUCAUGGACAAGUUUGAGUUUCUUCCACGCAUGCUUACGUGUGUCAACUGGUUCAACGCCAAGGAGGUCGACGACGUCAUUGCGUUCCUCCCGCGCUGGGCCAAGGCGAGCCAUCCCGCCGCGUACAUUGAGCUCCUCGACAUGGAGUUUGCCCACGAAGGCGUCCGGCAGUUUGCCGUCGACAAGCUCGCUGAGAUGGCCGACACGACGUUCAGCUACUUCCUUCCGCAGCUGGUCCAAGCGCUUAAAUUUGAGAACCACCACGUGUCGCCACUCGCCAAGCAUUUGAUUGAGCGCGCGAUCAAGAACCCGAACCAGAUCGGCUUUGACCUCUUCUGGAGCAUGAAGGUCGAGUCGUACAACGAGCAGUACAAGGAGCGGUACGGCCUCCUCCUCAACACGUACGUGGACGUGUGCUCGUACAAGAUGCGCUCGAUCCUCGAAAUUCAGGACAAGCUCUUCUCGGAGAAGGGCGUGUUUGAGCAGAUUUGCCAAGAGAUCAAGGAGUUCGCGCACACCAACAAAUCGAUGGACGCGAUGAAGGCGCUCUUGCAUCAGCGCCUCGAUGAACUCAACGAGUCGCUCCAGUCGGCGUACCAGCUGCCGAUUGAUCCGCGUGUCGAAGUCCGCCGCAUCGUUGUCAAGAAGUGCAAGAUCAUGUCGUCGGCCAAAUUGCCCCUCUGGCUCGAGUUUGAAAAUGCCGAGGAAGGCGGCGACCCGGUCAUCAUCAUCUUCAAGGCCGGCGACGACGUGCGCCAGGACUGCCUCACGCUGCAGCUCAUCCGCUUGAUGGACGAAAUGUGGCGUGAAGACGGCAAGGAUCUCGCCAUGGAGCCGUACAAGUGCGUCUCGACGGGCCCCAUGACCGGUAUCCUUCAAGUCGUCCAACAUGCCGUGACGACGGCCGACGUACACAAGCGCGGCGGGGCGAUGGGCGGCAUCUUUGGCGCGUUCAACGAUGCGAAGGUGACUGGUUCGUGCGCCGGCUACUGCGUUGCGACGUACGUCCUCGGUAUCGGCGAUCGCCACAACGACAACAUCAUGAUCACGACGGGUGGCCGCUACUUCCAUAUCGAUUUCGGCCAUUUCCUCGGCUUUAUGAAGUACCAGUAUGGUAUCAAGCGUGAGAAGACGCCCUUUGUGUUUACACCCGAGAUGGCGCACGUGUUUGGCGGCAUUGGCACUGACAUGUUCCGCAAGUUCCAGGACCUCGCGGGCGAGGCGUUCAACGUGGUGCGCCGGCACUUGCAUCUGCUAGUCUCUCUGCUCCUGCUCAUGAUUCCGGCCGACAUGCCGGAGCUCCGUCGGCGCGACGACAUCAACUACAUUGUCGAGAUCAUGGGCAGCGACAAGUCGGACGCGGAAGCCGCAGCCAUGUUUGCCGACCUCAUCGUGCAGUGCACCAAGAACACGUUCAAGCGCAUCGACAACACAUUGCACAUUCUCAAGCACAGCUAAAGACGUACCUGGUCGCUCCUAUUUUAACAUUGGUCGUAUCUGUCUGCGUGGUUACACCCGUUCAA